Molecule: messenger RNA, 816 nt
Organism: Fusarium redolens
Lineage: Eukaryota; Fungi; Ascomycota; Sordariomycetes; Hypocreales; Nectriaceae
Exons: 4
Coding region: 1-816 (271 amino acids)
Source: RefSeq, a predicted model, not a curated record
AUGCUCUCGUUCAAGCAUCACGCCCUCUACUGGGUCUUUUCACUCUUGACAAUUCCUCUUACCAGCAUCCGGAAGCUUCUCUCCAGCCAUGGAAUUUCUACGAGCUAUAUUAACGAGGUCGAAUUUGCGACUAUUUGCCUCUCAAUGUAUUUUGUUGCACGCCCCUAUUCAAACGGACUUCAAGACUAUUGUCGAGGAGUAGAAGAAGGCGUGGCCAAGUUCAGUGGGAACAUCGAGGCGGCCGAUCUCGAAAAGCCCGUAGAGGAGAACGGCAUCACGAAGGAAGUUGAAUCCAGAAACGGCAAUGCGAAAGGGAAAAAAACCAACAAGGGCCGGAAGAAGCCCGCCCAAGGUGCCAAUGGCAAGCCUCGAGCAGUUCAUUUUGAAAAGGAGUCGACCCAAAAUGGGAAUGCGAAACUGUCCAACGGGAAUAGAACUCUUCAGAACAUAGCGGUGGCACAACGACUCCGGAAGAAAUCGACUGGUCGAUACACUACCACCCAGCAGUCCUUCUUCAACUUUGCCUGGAAGUACCUUGAUGCUCUGUACUAUAUGUCUCUGGGGAUUCUGUUCACUCGUACAGAGCCUCUACCUGGAUUUGUCAUAGGCACUCUGGAACCAAUCAGACAUAAUUAUUGGCCUUGGUGGCCUGGUGUCUGGUUCGCCGAUAGCCUCAGUGGCCCCGAUAUUCUCAUUCGUGUUUGGUUACUGGUGCCACUCAUUGAUAUUGCUGAGACUGUCCUGUACGCCAUUUCUUCCAAAAUCUGCGCAGAAUGGUAUAAGAAGAGACUUGAGCUUAUGCAGAAACCCCUUUAG